Messenger RNA from Fraxinus pennsylvanica, 1044 nucleotides. The record is from the annotation of a GenBank genome assembly. Lineage: Eukaryota; Viridiplantae; Streptophyta; Magnoliopsida; Lamiales; Oleaceae.
AUGAUAUUGGUCGCCUAUGGGAGGCAAGUUGACUGUGCUUAUGUAUUUGGAGAAGAUGUUGGUUUUGGUGGAGUUUUUCGUUGCACAACGGGAUUAUCCGAUCGAUUUGGCAAACAGCGAGUUUUCAAUACUCCUCUUUGCGAGCAGGGCAUUGUUGGAUUUGCAAUUGGUCUGGCAGCAAUGGGGAAUCGAGCGAUAGCUGAAAUUCAGUUUGCAGAUUAUAUUUUUCCUGCUUUUGAUCAGAUUGUCAAUGAGGCUGCCAAGUUCAGAUACCGGAGUGGUAAUCAAUUUAACUGUGGAGGUUUGACAAUUAGAGCACCUUAUGGAGCUGUGGGUCAUGGAGGACAUUACCAUUCACAAUCUCCUGAAGCUUUUUUCUGUCACGUCCCUGGUAUUAAGGUGGUUAUCCCACGAAGUCCCCAACAGGCGAAAGGGUUGUUAUUAUCUUCUAUCCGUGACCCGAAUCCAGUUGUGUUUUUUGAACCAAAGUGGCUUUACCGUCUGGCUGUGGAAGAGGUUCCGGAGAAUGACUACAUGUUGCCUUUAUCAGAGGCUGAGGUGAUACGAGAAGGUAGUGAUAUAACUCUUGUUGGCUGGGGCGCUCAGCUAUCAGUAAUGGAACAGGCAUGUGUUGAAGCUGAAAAGGACGGGAUAUCUUGUGAACUGAUUGACCUAAAAACUCUAAUACCAUGGGACAAGGAAAAAAUAGAGUCCUCUGUUAAUAAAACAGGACGGCUUCUGGUUAGUCAUGAAGCUCCAAUAACAGGUGGAUUUGGUGCUGAAAUCUCUGCCUCUAUUACAGAACGUUGCUUUCUGAGGCUAGAAGCUCCAGUAGCCAGAGUAUGUGGCCUCGAUACUCCUUUUCCUCUUGUUUUUGAACCAUUCUAUCUGCCAACCAAGAAUAAGAUACUGGACGCAAUCAAAUCUACAGUAAAUUAUUACUCUAGCUAUGACAAGAGCAGUCCAGUUCAUCAGCACACGCUACUGGAAAAAAAUCAUUUAUGGAUCUAUGCAUUUAAUGCGUUAGACCGUCGUGUUGCUUAA